UACAAUGGCAACACUGGUUCAAAAUGUCCGACAAGUCCGUCAUGCCCGUCAUUUCAUUCAUUCACUUGUCUAUUAGCUAAAAAAAGGUCUAGCAACGGACGACAAGUGUUGGCAAAUUAGUGACGAGAAAUUUGUGUUACCUCUUUGUUUUAGCACUAAUUCCCUUGGAUUAGCUGUGAUUCCUGUGAAGCUCGAUCAGAUCCUGUGGGAGAUUGACAUAAUGGACCUCAGAUCCUAAGCCUACAACUCCUGUACUAUUAUGGCAUCUGGAAACUCUUCUUUGGAGAGCAAUGGCAGUAAUGAGUCAAUGUCCCACACAUACGUGAGCAACGAGCGCCACAAUGCCUCCCAGCUGCCCACCAUACCCAUCCCCAUCGACUAUGACAGCAACUACGAUAAGAACUACGUGAAACACGGCCACGUCCACGCCCCCGUGUACGAGUACGACGCGCUUACCAAACAGACCAAUGAGAGCUUGAAGCAGCAAUGCGAGAAAGCGCUACAUGAACUGAAUCAGCUUAGGAGGCAGCAUACAGAGACAUCUAGGCGUUGCGAGCAUGUUAUGAAGGAAUUGGAAUACUUCCGCGGACAGCACAGAGCAGCCAUGAACCAGCUAGAAGUAUCCGCACAGGAGGCCUCCAGUCUCCGGGGGAAGUAUGGGGAUCUGUUGAAUGACAACCAGAGGUUGGAGCGCGAAGUCCAACAUCUACAGCAAAGUGGAACUGCGGAAGGCAGCUCUGAUGCCUUGGUACACACUCUCAGAAAAUACGAGGCACUUAAAGAAGAGUUUGAGUGCUACCAGAAGAGAUAUGAUGAUCUCCUCGAGAACCACAACGUGACCUUGGAAAAGCUCCGCCUCAUUCAAGAGGAAAACAGUCGCCUGAAGACGCAGUGCCACGAACUAACGCAAGAGAGGAACGCUGUCAUUCGCGAGCGAAACACUCUGAAGCAGCAAGUAGCAAAUGUAGUUCGACAAUGGGAAGGUGGUGCUCGGGAGCGUGCCGAUAUGAAGAGGCUAACAGACGAGCGGAAUGCUGCUAUGGCGGAGUACACGCUUAUAAUGAGCGAGAGAGAUACAGUCCACAAAGAGAUGGAGAAACUCACUGACGACCUUCAGGCGGCGAUGAAAAGGGUUGCUGCUUUGGAAUCCGCAUUACAGCUCUCUAGAGAAGAGCAGCGUGCGCAAGCUCUACAGGCGGAGAGCCUCCGUCGCGAGAUCGAAUCCGCGCUCGUGGACCGCGACCGCGCCAUCAAGGAGUGCACCGACCUGAAGACUCCACAGAACACUUCCACACUAGGAAAAUCCCGACAAGACAACUCAGCGUAUCACCACUUGGGGCUCGCAAGCGGUGUUGGUACCGAUGGGUUCCUCAACGGACAACACUCCAAUGAUCCUUCGUUGGAUAAGUUACAAGGUCUCGUUGGCAUGUCCGGCGACGGUGCCGACAAAGAGCGCGUGGAUAAUCUCGAACAAGCCAACCAGGAGCUGCAGCGACUACGGAAACAACUCGAUCGCGCCGUCGCCGACCUGAACGACGCACAACGAGAGGCCGAGGUAUCGAAACGGCGUCGAGACUGGGCGUUCUCCGAACGAGACAAACUGCUGCAAGAGCGAGAGAGCGUCAAAGCGCUCUGCAACCGAUUACGAAAGGAGAGGGACGCCAUGGUGGGCGAGCUGGCCGAUGCUCGUCGCCACGGCGGUGCGAACGCCGAGCGCACGCGCCCACAAACAUCACACAAUGAAUACUAUCGAUUACUCUUUGAUAUUAUUUUACUACAGGAUAUAGAUUGGGAAGUAAUCGACGUAGAACUGAGCGGUCCCAACGCAGAUGGCGAGCUCGGCGUGGAACUGGCCGGCGGUAGAGACGAGCCUUACUUCCCUAACGACCCUAGCGUCUAUGUCACUUCGGUGGCUAAAGGUUCAGUGGCGGAAGGAAAGAUCAAGGUGCUGGACCGCGUAAUAGGCGGCGGCGCCGCCGGCUGGGCGCGCGCGGGCGCAUGCGCGGCGGCGCUGCGCGCGGCCACCGUGCGCGGCGCCGCGCAGCUCCGCGUGCAGCGCGCCGCCGCGCGCCGGCUGCACCGCCCGCUGCGGCGCGCCGACACCAGCGCGUUGCAUCUGCAGCACGGUAUUUUCAUCAGUAAAAUAUCUUCGGGUAGCGCCAUCGCGAAAGAUGACAACAUCUUCGUAGGGGAUCGUAUAAUCAGUAUUAACAACAGAUCGCUUGAAGGCAUGAAGAGCGUGUCGGAAGUGUGGGCACUCCUUAACGAGUGUCAAUAUGAAACUGUGACACUUACGUUGUUGCGGCCUCUCUAUCCCUGCUGCUUAGACGCGAACAGACUAUCACUGUUUGACUCCAGCGAAGGCAAGAUGCUGAGUCUUUGCUCGCAGACUGAAGACUGGUCUCCAUUUCUUCACCCACCUUCAGACUCAAAGGUCCACAUAGAGCACGGUGUACCAGAUUUUGACCGUCGGUACGUGUACCAUGUAGCAGCUGGAAGCCAGGGCAAGAUACAUCAGGAGAGAGGUACGUGGGACAUGAUCAGAGGAAAGAUUGAGGCGGUCACCGGACGUAGCAAGUCGAAGGACAAACAAAACAAAGUACCAGAGUCUGACGCGAUAGCAGAGUUGGAUUCUGUCAUCGACAGCUAUCAUGGGAAAACAAUCAAAGAAACCAGCAGUGUCCUGAAACGUUCGCGAAGAAAAAACAAAGAGUCGCAGAAUGAUUCCAAAAAUGGAGGCACUUGGCCCAAGGCGCGAGCUAAUUUCGGCCUAGAAGAGAACCCUACUGGGACCAUCGUCCAACCACGGUCGAGGAAAGAACGACCACCGCUGUCCAUGCUCCUUAGUCCACCCACCAAGCUACAACCAGAACCACAAAGGUCCAACACGAAUCGGAACUCAAACCCCAUACCCCUAGGCCACGCGCCCUUAACACAAGUCACCACCCCAGCGCGGCACUCAGUCUACAAAUCUAUAGAAUCGUCCCCAGCUGUAGCCCAUUUUCCCAAACCGGCACCUCUAUCCAUCCAUAAUCCUCAUCCCCAAUUCACAUCCCCAAGCAUGAACUUCGAGAAAAUCCGGACGCUGGAGAAAGAUAAAAUGUCCAUGAGCGACUAUUCCGAACAUGACAUCACACCGAACAGACUCAGUUUAGCUCUGAAUCCCUCUGACGAUUCUUUAGACUACCAGCCAGUGACCAGAAACAGAACUAAAAGCCCUCAUUCCUUAGACUUCAAUGUCAAUAAAGGACCAAGCUCCUUAGAUUUUAUUUCGAGAAAAACGCCAACAUCGCUCGAGCACCAGAUGAAGAAUCAUCCUAUUCUAGAACAGUAUUAUGCUCCUAAAAAGUCUUCAUCGCCGAAAACGGUGAACAAAUAUCCAUCAGACAGUGACAGCUUCGGUCCUGACAGUUUAAAUAGCAACACCAAUUUUGCUAUGACAGGGACCUUGCCGUCCCAAUCGCGGUUACAAUCUCAGUAUUACAGAGGACCUUUCGUAAAUUCGAAUCCUCACACAUCGAGUCGAUACCCUCAUUUAGCGAGCCCGACCAACAUCCCUCAGAGUCAGUCAGGGGAAAGCAUAGGAACGAGCUAUGAAAUGCAUUCGUUCCCCUCACACACUCACAACAUGUCUGAUCUCCAGCCUGUACCACGUGCGAAUAGAGUAUUAGGCGACUACCCUCAUGUUUACGAAGGCGGCACAUUCCCGAGAAAGAAGGAGAAUCAGAGAUUCAGAAUCCCUUCAAAUCCUAGUGUGACUUCUAAGAAUUCAGCUGGAAAACUAAGCACAGGCUCUAUUGAGAGGAGUUCAGAAAGAAAUUCGCCGAUGCCAACCUAUCAUGUAGAAAUAUUAAGCCCAGGAAGAGGAGCGAAGCAGAUAGCUCAUAAAGCAACCAGGAAUUCAAUGCCUGAAUACACUGGCUUAGGCUGGAAUAAGCCAUUACCAGGAGAACUUAGGAGAGUGCACAUAGAUAAGAGUCAACAGCCGUUAGGCAUACAGAUCUACUGUCCACCAAGCAGCGGAGGUGUGUUCGUAUCAACUGUAAACGACAACUCACUUGCCAGUCAAGUAGGUUUGCAAGUCGGCGAUCAGUUGCUUGAAGUUUGCGGUAUUAACAUGAGAUCAGCUACCUACAGUCUAGCCGCCAGCGUAUUAAGACAAAUAGGCAAUUCGAUAACCAUGCUAGUGCAAUACAGUCCUGAGAAAUACAAAGAUGAGGUUGAAGUCUCUGGGAGUUCGUCCUCAGGAGAAAGUUCUCACGAUGAAGAAGUUUCCCUAUCAGGAUCUCCAACCCCCAGGAAUUCUCCAGGCCCACAGCAGUCUUUAAGAAUGGAAGCGCCGUCGACUGAAGUUGCGACUUUAAGACAAUCGCAGACGAGUAAAGACUUGCCGAGGUUUCUUAUAAUCGAAAUGAGGAAUUGCUCGGAUCUUGGGAUAAGUUUGGUGGGGGGUAACGCAGUGGGGAUAUUUGUGCAUAGUGUGCAGAUUGACUCGCCGGCUUAUAAUGCGGGAUUGAGGACAGGGGACCAGAUUAUGGAGUACAAUAAUGUGGAUUUGAGGAGAGCGACGGCUGAGCAGGCUGCUUUGGAGUUGGCCAAGCCAGCGGAAAAGGUGUCCGUCCUAGUCCGCCUAGACCUACAGCAGUACCACGACAUCAAGGAUAAGCCCGGCGACGCCUUCUACAUCCGAGCGGGCUUCGACCGAUGCGCUAAAAUCACAUCCACAGGUGUCGAUACGAUAGACGAGUACUCGCUGUGGUUCCGCAAAGACGAAGUGUUGUUUGUUGACAACACCCUCUUCAAUGGCGCUCCAGGCUUGUGGCGGGCGUGGCAAUUAGACUGCAAGGGGCAGAAGCGGCACUGGGGCACUAUACCCAGCAGGUUCAAGGUUGAAGAACUUCUUCGACGUUCCAUGGGCUCUCUCGACGGAGAAGCGCAAAGGCGGGCCUCGAGCACCGCGAGGCGCUCGUUCUUCCGCCGCAAGAAACAUCGAGACAGCAAGGAACUGGCUUCGUUUUCCAACACGGAGCUAGGAUGCUGGAGCGAUUCGGGCGCUCUCGUUUCACACGACACGCUACUCACCUACCAGCGAGUCGAGCGGCUGCACUAUGGCAGCCAUCGUCCCGUUGUAGUCCUCGGGCCCCUCCGCGACUGCGUGGCCGCCAAACUGAUCUCCGACUGGCCGGGCGUGUUCGCGCGCAUCCGGCCUGAACCAAUCGCUAUUAAGGAGCUCGCUGAGAAGGGCAUGCAUUGCAUCCUCGACAUAAGCGUAGCCACCAUCGAGAAGCUUCACAAACAACAGAUGUACCCUAUCGUAUUACUCAUAAAGUUCAAAUCGUGCAAGCAAAUCAAGGAGGUCAAAGAUACCCGGUACCCUGCGGAUAAGGUGUCCGCUAAGGCUGCGAAGGAAAUGUAUGAACAUGGACUGAAGAUUGAGAAUGAGUAUAGAAGUUACAUCUCAGCCGAAAUACCUGCAGGCGUCAACAUAGCGUACAUGUGCACCCAAAUCAAAGAGGCCGUCGAAGAGGAGCAGAACAAGACGCUCUGGUCCGUCACCUUCUGCUCCCAUUGUAAGUACGAGAAACCUUACAAGCUCUCAGACCGAGACCUACGCUACUACUCCGACCCAGGACGAGACAUCCCUAAAACGAAGAAAAAACCCAAGGAACUGAAACGAGACUCCACCGAUAGCGACUUAAAAUACUACUCCGAACCUGACGCCAAAAACUACUUCGAAAUUGACUAUGAAUUCUUGAAAGAGCUGCGGAGAAUCGCUAGACAUAACUGCCCUAAAUGCAGACGCAAGAGAUCCAGAAAUUAUAAAGAGACCAGAAAAGAGAAAACCAAAAAACCGAUAAGACCUAAGGCGACCUAUGUCUAUUGCAAUGGAAAAUACCAUAGCGAUCAGGAGCAUUGCCAGCUAUGCUGCCGUGUGUGUAACAAAUCUACAGACACGCUUGACUCUAUAGAUGAUGAUCAGUAUUCACUUGUGUCUAAAAGCUACAGCUUACCUUCUAGCAGAGCGACCACCAGCUCCAGAUCUCGUUCGACACCUAAAAAAAAUAGAGAGCGGAAGAAUUCCACGCAAUCUAUAAAAUCUGUUUCGUUCUUAGAGUCGAGCAAUGAGGAGUCGAGAAAGGAUGAACCGAACUAUACAGCUAAGAGUUUCACUAAUGAUUUAAAACAGUUUCUGCUUAAACCGACGCCACCGCGCUUGAGCUUAAGAGACAAGUUCAUAAUCAGCUUCAAACAAGAGUUCGAAGCGACCAAAAAAUCUCCCAAACUCAAAGCCAUUAAAGGUCUUUGGAAAUCCUAUUAAAUCCUAUAUUUUGGUGCAUUUAAAUAAUUUAUUUGGUGCUUAUUUGGACGGACGUCCCGUUAUUUAAUUUGGAAAUAACGUAAGUGUUCAGAAUGGUCUAAAAUCGUUGUUAACCAAGUAUUUGGUGCUAAGUAAUCUUUUAUAGGCUCUGACAAGCGUUAUACUCUGCAAACUUUAAAAUGCCUAAAACUACAGACAAUUUUAAAUGACACAAGAGCGUUUUUUCUCGUAAAACUAUUUGCUAUAAUCUUUAAAAUGCCUAAAUUUAGAUGUUUAGAUGCAUUUUUCUUAUUCUGCUCGUAGCAGUUUAAUCUCUUAACUAAAAAUAUAACCUAUAUUAAGCUUAUUUAUUCGAGUGUAAUAAUUAUGGUCUAAACGAAAAUACGAAUUUGUAACAUAGGUUUGCACAAGGCCACUGAAAUGAGUAGCGUAAAAAUCGUAGUAUUAUUUCUCUCAUAUUUUCUGUAGGUAUACGAUUGAUAGCGGUAGAAAUUGCUAAGUAUUUAUUUAAGAAAAUGAGAAUCGUGUACCUAAUACUUACUGAUUCUAUUGUCAAGAGAAUAUUUCGAAGCAUUAAUGCGCCAUGCGCGUCAAAAAAUAUCUCAAAUUUAACAAAAAAAAAAAAUUGACUGUACUUCAUCAAAUCAUCAGAAAAUUAAUAAAAAAAAAAUCUAUGACAUUUAGCUCAGUCAUAAAAAAAAAACAAAUGAGAACAACUUUAUUUUGAUAUUUACGUUACUCUUUUAUCAAUGCUGUACAUUUUCCAAGCAUGCAUUUUUUUUUAAAUUUUUUGGUCUUUAAUUUAUUUUUAUUACCUACCUUCAUUAUAUGUUUUAGGUCUUUUUGGUAUAGACAAUACAAAAAUUAACCUUUUGAACGUAGUUGCGCGUCAGUUGACUUCUUUAGCCGUGAAAUGGUUAAAAAAUAAAUGCUUGGAAAAUGUAUGGUUGGCCUAACUAGUUAUUUUUCGCACCAAUAUGUAUAACUUACACUUGAUAAUAAUCAAAUACCGUUCCAAGCAAUAUUUAUAAUAAUUAUAAUUAUAUCAUAUGUAUUUCAUAUACGAUAUAAGACAAUCCGUAGAUAUAUAAUAAUUAUGUAGGGUUCUAUUAGUGUAUGUAUAGUACGAAAUUCUUUUUGUUGUGUUUAUAGAUGUUUAUGUAUUAUAGAAAAAUAUAUCAAGUUUUUAUAGUAACUUUUAAAGUGGAUUAGGAGUAGUUUACUUCAUAUCUGAGUAAUGUGAGACAUACAGAUAGCACGGAAAUUCUUAGGAAAAACCAUAGUAAAUAAUUUAAUCCGACAUUUUUGUUACUUCUUAGUCUUUAUUAAGUAUUUUUGGGUUAUUAUUUCCUCUCCCAAGCAAAAAAAAACACGCUCGUCGCCAUGAAAAAUGUAAAAAAAAAAACAUUACGUUUGUGUAGAUUAAGGCAAAGGCGCGGUUUUUUUGUCACGGUUUAUUUUAAGUACCACGUCGGUGGCAAACAAGUAUACGGCUCGCCCGAUAGUAAGCGGUCACCGUAGCCCAUUGACGCUAACAACUCCACUGUGUUACUUGCGCGUUGCCGACCUAACGGGCCCUGUACACACCUUUUUUGAAGAACCACAUCCUGAUUAACCCUCGAGGAAGCUUCGGCAGGGAGCUCAUUCCACAGCCGGAGCGUCCGCGGGAGGAAAUUCCUCUUACACCGCAAAUUGCGCGACCAUUUAGGUCCUAGGGUGUGAGGACGAACAUCCUGCCGACGGCGAGCAAUGCGGUGAUAGAAAGCGGCCUUUGUACAGUCAAGUGUAAAAAUAUGGGUGCACAAAUCAUACUCAAAAAUAUGUCCCAUAGCUGUUAUGGCAGCUAAUUAAGAACUAUGGGACAUAUUUUUGAGUAAGUUGUCUACACCCAUAUUUUAACACUUGACUGUACAAGCGGUAGAAUACAUACAAGAAAAGCAAAGUCUUAAAGGUUCAAUAUCGUUUGCGAGUUUCACUUCUCGUGAUAUAUACGUGUUAAAUUGUCUACAAAGUUUAAUGAUUGAAUGGCCGUGAUAAAAGUGCGAGUUGUAACUGUGAAACGACUGUAAAGAGAACCUGUUGCGUGACGUCAUUUAAACUGUCGUUUGCAUAUAACGAGCGAGAUUAAAUCGCUAACGACGUGCUCCACACCUACCGUACCGUUACGGUUUUUUACACGAUUUUAUUUAGCUUCACUGCUUAUAUUUGAAUAAUAAUAUGUGGAUCAAAUAUUAACUUAAAUUUGAACCACUUCCCUGUGUCUGAAUCAGUUUAUCAAUGUUUGCAUGCUCAGGUUAAUGAGCACUGCUAGAGACCCUAUAAAUAUGGGUGCUAAUGUAGUAAACGUGUAAACAACUGCAUAAGUGAAAUUGCAAAUAGGUAUGCUGUGUGGUCGGUGUGCGCCAGUUUACUAGGGCCUAUUAAUGUUUGCAUCUUCAGGUUAAUGCGCGCUGUUAGGGACACUACAAAAUUGGGUGCCAAUGUAGUGUAGUAAACAACUGCACAAGUAUAAUUCCAAAGUUGUUGUGUGGUCGGUGUGGACCGGUAUGCUAGUAUUACUCGGUCUAUCAAUGUUUGCAUCUCCAGGUUAAUGCGCCCUGUUAGAGACACUACAAAAUUGGGUGCCAAUGUAGUGUAGUGAACAACUGCAUAAGUGAAAUUCCAAAGUUGUUGUGUUGUCGGUGUGGACCGGUAUACUAGUAUUAUUUGGUAUAUUAAUGUUUGCAUCUCCAGGUUAAUGCGCGCUGUUAGAGACACUACAAGAUUGGGUGCCAAUGUAGUGUAGUGAACAACUUCCAAAGUUGUUGUGUGGUCGGUGUGGACAGGUAUAAUAGUAUUACUCGGUCUAUCAGUGUUUGCAUCUCCAGGUUAAUGCGCGCUGUUAGACACUACAAAAUUGGGUGCCAAUGUAGUGUAGUGAACAACUGCAUAAGUGAAAUUCCAAAGUUGUUGUGUGGUCGGUGUGGACCGGUAUACUAGUAUUUCUCGGUCUAUUAAUGUUUGCAUCGCCAGGUUAAUGCGUGUUAGAGACACUACAAAAUUGGGUGCCAAUGUAGUGUAGUGAACAUCUUCCAAAGUUGUUGUGUGGUUGGUGUGGACCGGUAUACUAGUAUUACUCGGUCUAUCAAUGUUUGCAUCUCCAGGUUAAUGCGUGCUGUUAGAGUUGACUAUAAAAUUCGCUUGGAAGCGUUAAUGUCACGGCCAUUACUGCUGUGUAAAGGCGGGUCCACAUUUGCUUGAAAAUGUGUGUCGAACUGACUAUACCCUGGGCGUCCAUUGUUGAUCCCUAUGACAGUUAAUUUUUAUAUGGAGCAGCUGUCAUGUUAAAUGUUUGUACACGUUUUUUGGAAGUAUAGAACAUUAAUUUAUAUAGAAAUUUAACAUUAAAGUAAUAAAAAUAUACAUAUCUCUUCAAUUAAGGCUAAGCUUAGUUAAAAUAAUCUCAAAAUAUAGAGAUUGUAACUGAGUUAAGACGAAUGUUUGUACCUAACCUCUUAUGAAAUAAACAGUUUUUUUUUAAAUUACUUUUAAAUUAAGCCUAUACAAAAGCAACUUAGAGGAACUGUCAUAGGCUUCAUCAUUUGACGCGUGAAGUAUAAUUGUAUCAUAAGUAUGUUUGAGGGAUUCUGCUCUGCUCCGAGUAUUUGGAGCGUUUAAAAAAUCAUUUAUUACCAGGAAAAUUAGUGUAUAAAAAUAACUGCUUCUUGGGGAUACAAGUCCGUUUUGGCUACCGGUAGCGUACCAGGUCUGUAGAUAUCACUAGACUUAUAUUGACCGGGAUAUAGACCGUGAUUAUCUUUUGUAGUCUAGUGAAACUAAGUCCGUCCGUCCGUAAGUCCGUCCGUCCGUAGGUCCGUCCAAGUCACCGAAAUGAAGAUGCUUCGGUGGAUGUGCGGAGUAACGAGGCUUGAUAAGAUACGCAACGAGCACGUUCGCGGUAGCCUCGGAGUACGUGAUAUCGCCGAUAAGCUACAAGAGAGUCGACUGAGAUGGUUUGGACACGUGAAAAGAAGACCUCCUGAUUACAUCGGGAAUGUUGCUAUGGAUCUGAACAUUGCUGGGUCCAGAGGAAGAGGAAGACCGAAGAUGAGAUGGGCAGAUACCAUAGCAAAAGACAUGAGGGCCUGCGACGUUUCAGUAGACGACACGUCCGAUCGUGCGAAGUGGAGAGAAAAGACAAGAAAAGCAGACCCCACAAUCAGAUGGGAAUAAUAAUUGCUAAGGAGAGAGAGAGAGAGAGUCUAGUGAAACUAACCGUGAAUCAUUCAAAACUGCCUGUAGAUAUGCUUAUUUGCCACCGACGUAGUGUUAUAAUUACUUCGAAAUCAUGCAUUUACUUGCUAAUAAAUCUUAAAAGCUAGCGUUUUUAGAAAAUCGACCCAUCAGAUUUUCUAUAUUAGGUAUUUCAAAGUAUUUCCGUGCUAUCAAGAGUAAGGAAAGGUUUUUAGGCAAAUUAUAUGCAUAGAUUACCCUAACCUACGAUUCGUACAGACUGUAGUUCUAGUGUUAUGAAUAUGUACACGUAUUUAACGAUGCCGUCUCCUAUAUACGAAAAUUAUGGUUUAACCGACGAUAAUAUAAAUGUACGAGUUUGGAGUAAAUAUGUAGUGCAUAAUUGUUUUCCAUCGUAUUUUCUCGGAAACGUUCGUGUUUGUCAUGCUACUUCAGUCAACUUUAGGAGUUUUUGUACCGAGACUGACUUAAAUAGCAAGAUACGUUCGUGCGUUUCCGUGAAAAUACGAUGUUUUUUUUUUCUGUAACGUAACAACAGUCCGUCUAAGUUAACUUUGCACUGACUUGGGCAAAGUGAGGGAGUGUCAUUGUAAACGAUAUGUUUUCAUAGAAAUUUGUCAAUAAUGAUGACAUUGUCACACUUUGUCAUUGCAAAUAGUUAGCUUGGUCCGAGUCUAAGCGACAAAGAAUAAGUUUUAAUGUCAAAAAGUUGUUUUUAAAUACGAUAAACGGAUUAAAAAAAUCGGAAAAAUAAUUAUAAAAAGGUUGUCUUAUGAAUUUAAAAUUGUACUUAUUAUAUUUUAUAUAUGUACCUAAAAAUGGGGUGACUUUGUAAGUGGGGUGAUUCUCUUCGCAGAUUUCUGUUGUAAGAACACAUCAAAGUGUAGGAUUAAAUCAGUGUUAACAGUUUUGAGUCUUAUCAAGGUAUCCCGGAUUUCUAAAGUCACCCCAUUUAAUAUCAUUCAGAGCUAGAUAGAGAUGUUUUCUAUUCGAGAUAUCAUAGAAAUGAAAUCGACUUCGAUAUUACAUCGAAUAGAUAGAGAAAUUCUUGCUAAGUUUUUCCAAAAUUUUUAUUUUUUAUUUUUGGUCAAGCUUAAAGAUAAAUACUCCAACUCUAUAAGUAUAGAUAGUGCCAAACAUAUGGUUGUUUUCGACUCAAUUUCUAUAAGCAAUAAUCUACAAAUCAUGUAUAAUAAUUAUUGUAGCAAUAGCAAUGUGAAACUGUUAGUUAAAAAGCGUUUUAUUUUAUGCAUUUAAAGGCAAUUUUUUUUACAAAUCGACCGAAAGGGACCGAGUUAUUAUCGUAGUGUAAGCAUACUAUAAUUGGCUAAAAAUAUAUUUUUAUUGACUACUGAGUUACUAAAAAAACUCAGCCUGCGAUUCAGUCAUCUUUGCUAAAUAUGAUAAAUGUUAAUCGUCUCCAAGACAUAUUAAAAACUGAAUUUAUCAAUUUGCAAAAGAAAAUUGCGAACAUCUAAGCGGUGACCACAAACGACAAGAGUCCCACAUUCUAGCUCAUAAAAAACAAUCGUGUGGUCAUCCUGUCCCACAUACAGACCGCCCGAGGCGAAUCGCGCGUUUUUCAAAACAAUAACCUUGAUAUGUUAAAUCGUGAUUCGUCAAAUUACAUGUCAAGCGAUUUUGUACUCAAAUACGUGGAUAUUGAUAUCGGAUUCGGGCUCUGUUAAAUUUGCAAUGAGGUUUGUAAUAGUUUUUAACGAGAGAGAUUUACUUGCGUAUUUUUUACGAUGUCUGAGUUUAAUUGUAUCCAUUCGUCAUAUAGUGCUUAUUGUUCGUUUUUAUAACAUUCAGAACUGGGUUAGAAAUAGAUUAUGAUGAUCACAGUUUGCUAUUGGGUUGUUUUUGGUGAUCUAGUGUCGUUAUAUUAAUUUUUUCCUUGUUUUUGGCGUUAUAUAUAACGUUCAUGGCUAUGGCAAGAGAUUUGAAGUUCGAGAUAGUAUAGCGAUAAAAACUCAACGCGGCAAGUCACCAUGAUAUAAUCAGAGCCAACCUACUAGGUUAAAACCUGACCGUUUACGACGAGCCGCAUGACCAGUUACGUUUCUAUUAACCCCAUUUUAGAACGUCGUCCUUUUCGCUCUUAUAACGUUUAAGCAUCGAAUGUAAGUGACGCAAUUCACGAACCCAAGACACCAGUUUCGAGAUCUCAUUGGUUUACAUGUGAUGAGGCUUUUUUACUCGAUUUAUUAUUCACCACAUUAUUUAGUUAAGUUUUUGUAUAGAGACAUGAUUUUAUAUUACGUUUUAACGCUAUUGCUUUUGCAUACACAAGCUUGUUCGCAAGUUUAUUAGAUUUAAGAACCCGUUCGCAAAACCAUGAUUUGAUAAAGUAGUCUGUAAAGUUAUAAGUAACUUAGCGAGCGGAGUGUUGCCAAAUUACCUUUACAUUUACACGCUCUUAUUAUCUUAAUAAAGUUGUGGUCAGAUCAUUAUGAACAUUAUGAGCGUUCGCUUAGCUACUUCUGCUGGUGAUUAUAUAACAGUUUCAAUAUCUAUCAACAUUUACUUGGAACUGUAAUUCUCAACCCUUGGAUGUGAUUUGUUUAGGGCAAAAGUUUAAUGGAUUUUGUAUGAACGGGAGAUAAGAUGGAAUUUUGAAGUACGGGCCGUAGGUUUCAUUCGUUCUUUAAUAUUUAUUUUAUUACAAGAUUACGUUAAUACUUCAAGAUAUCGCUAUUAGAGCAAAGAUUUUCACUAAUUCUCUGCUUAACGUGAUGUAAAAUUAACUGUGCCUUAGUUUUUUUAUUUUUACAAUUUUGCCGCUUUAUAUCGAAAUUGAAGUUGAAAUGUUUAACUUAUCAACAAUUUACGAUGAGGUCACUUUGACUCGUAUAAAAGCGGUUAAAGGUUUAUUUCAGACUUGAAUUCCGUACAGUGUAAUUUAUUUAUAACAAUAAUUCCAUAAAGUCUCUCGACGAUCUUGCGAGUGAAUAGAAAGUUACCAUAUUAUAAUUUGUUUAGAGCGGUCAUAGCACAAAAAUUGCGACAAAGGUUCGGCUUUCAAGAGCUUAAGCUUAUAAGUUAACUUUAAUUUGAUCUGAUAUUAAUAUUAAGUUUGAUAUUAGUUGUUCGCUAAUAUUGUUUUUGAUAUAAUUAUAUUGUACAUUUUUUUAAAUGAAAUAUUGUAUUAAAUAUCGUUAUGUGCUGAAAUGUAUUUUGAAAUUGACAAUAAUCAGUAUUUAAAGUAACUAUUAAAACUAUGGUAAUGUAACUUCAAUUUAUUGUUUUGGAAGUAUAUAUUUAUCUGUUAAAGUUUGAAAUAUUAUUCUGUAUUGGUAUUAUUUUUAUAUAGAAUUGUUUUACUCUUAGGUACUUAUACUUUUAUUUUAUAUGGCCAAUUAAGUAAUAGUUAUUAAAAGUUGUUUAUAAUCAAUAAUAAUUUCAACGAAUUGUUUACAAUUUAGUAGAUGAAAAAAUAAAAAUGAAAUAAUAUAAAACAUACGACAUCA
Cydia strobilella is the source of this 14022-nucleotide messenger RNA. RefSeq names its product disks large homolog 5 (gene Dlg5). Gene Ontology annotation, cellular component: plasma membrane. The record is from RefSeq and is a predicted model, not a curated record. Gene Ontology annotation, molecular function: protein binding. The transcript has 32 exons. NCBI's taxonomy places the organism in Eukaryota, Metazoa, Arthropoda, Insecta, Lepidoptera, Tortricidae. Bases 260 to 6319 code for a protein of 2019 amino acids. Gene Ontology annotation, biological process: negative regulation of hippo signaling.